This is a messenger RNA of Photinus pyralis (common eastern firefly), 2194 nucleotides long. RefSeq names its product acetylcholinesterase-like. The record is from RefSeq and is a predicted model, not a curated record. Bases 1 to 1671 code for a protein of 556 amino acids. Gene Ontology annotation, cellular component: plasma membrane. Gene Ontology annotation, biological process: choline metabolic process; acetylcholine catabolic process. Lineage: Eukaryota; Metazoa; Arthropoda; Insecta; Coleoptera; Lampyridae. The transcript has a single exon. Gene Ontology annotation, molecular function: acetylcholinesterase activity.
AUGGGAUACGCAAUUGUUCGUUAUUAUAUUCUUAUUGCAUUAUAUACAACUGCAAGGUGUGAAUUAACGGUGCAAACCUCCCAUGGUGAAAUACGCGGAAUAUCCCAAACGGCUGCGACUGGAAAGAAGGUGAAUGCAUGGUAUGGUAUUCCGUAUGCCGAAAAACCAAUUGGCGAUUUACGUUUUCGUCCUUCGAUUCCUCCACAACCGUGGCAAGGUACUUUGAACGCGUCCAAAAUUCCUCCAGCCUGCAUGCAGACUCGUGCAAGUUUUCUCUCGCAGCAUGAAUUCUUUCCUGGCAAAAAACGGUGGAUGCCCAGAAAUCCCUUGAGUGAGGACUGUCUCUACCUCACCGUGGUCGCUCCGGAUCCGGUCCCGCUAAAUGCAGCCGUAAUGGUGUGGAUACACGGGGGUGGAUUUUACUCAGGAAGUAACACAUUGAGUUUGUACGAUCAUAAAACGUUGGCGUCCGAAGAAAACGUAAUUGUUGCCUCUAUGCAAUACAGACUUGGUGUUUUCGGAUUUUUGUCUUUGGAAAGAGAGCUGAAUGGAAACGCGGGCUUGUUUGAUCAGGCAUUGGCAUUGCAAUGGAUCAAAAAUAAUAUAGCGGCGUUUGGAGGUAACCCUAAUAGUAUAACAGUUUUUGGCGAAUCUGCCGGGGCAGCGUCAGUAUCUCAUCAUUUAUUAAGUCCAGUAUCGAGCAACCUAUUCUCCCGUGCUAUUAUGCAAUCUGGCGUUGCCACUGCUGCUUGGGCAACAGAUACGGGGCUAAAUAUGGCAAACAGUUUGAACGUCGCUAAGCGGGUAGGUUGUCCAAAAGAAUUACCGUUAAUGGUGAAAUGUUUACAAAGGACAGAUGCGGACUUACUUCUUACAGCACAAGAAACAAUUCCGCGAUUGGGAUUGGUCUCCAUCCCUUUCUGUCCUGUUGUUGAUGGAAAGUUUAUCGUAAGAGACCCCUUAGAGACUCUGAAAAAUGGUUUGUACGAUCCAAAAAAUGUAAUUAUUGGUGUGAACGAAAACGAGGGGAGCUACUUUCUGUUGUAUUAUGCGCAACGUUUCAAUUACGAAAACGUUACGGUGGCUCGCGCUAGAUUUCUUGAGGAAAUUCCAAAAAUUGUGGCAACCAGAAGUCCCUUGGAAAUCGAAGCAAUCGUCUACGAAUACACAGAUUGGUCGGAUCCUAACGGCGCGAGCAAGAAUUUAGUUGCACUAGAAAAAAUACUAGGCGAUUCAUCCUUCACGUGCAGUUCAUACGAAUUUGCUAAAACUUAUUCCGAAAGAAGCAAUCUCUUUUUCUAUCACUACAAACAUCGAAGCCCUCUAAACCAGUGGCCUUCGUGGGGAGGGGCGCUGCAUGGCGAUGAAAUAGCAUUUAUUUUCGGCGAACCUCUAGAUCCGAGAAAAAAAUACGCAAGGGAGCAAAUUGAGUUAAGCCGUCGAAUGAUGCGAUAUUGGGCCAACUUUGCAAGAACUGGAGAUCCAAAUUGUGUUACUAAUCACCAAUGUCAAAAUGCAUGGCCUCUAUUUGAACCCGAUAAUCUAAGGUAUAUUAAUUUGGACGUUAACCGCUUUUCUGUCUCAAAGGAACCGGUGAGAGCUAGGCAGUGCAUGUUCUGGCAAAAAUUCCUACCAAAGGUGCAACAGUUAUCAGGUAUGAGUUUAAUUUAAACGUUUUUCUUUUUUCAGUGUCUGAACAUUGAUCAACUUUACAUUUUGAGGUAAGAAGUUUACUACAGUAUUUUAUCUUGCAGAUUCUUAAUAUAAACCAUGACCCUCUAUCCACCUCCUGGAACCGCUUUGGUACAUUCACUUGAAUAACAUUUCUAAUCGUUGAAUGUAUAUUAUUUGCAUAACGAAACCUGUUUAGAUACGUAGAAAAUGAAUUUUUAUCUCUACGGCACUGGUAAAAAUUGUACUGCAACCUGACUGCAACAAUUAAUUUAUUGUUGUAAUGUCACGGUUAGCUCAGGAAUAAAUAAACUUUCAGUGGUUCUUACCCUAUGCUGUGGUUUGAUCACUCUCAACUAAACACCCUUUGUAAAGUGAAUUGCGUGAGUAUAUUUACAUUUGUCGUGAUUUACAAUAUUAAUGUAAUUCAUUCGAAUAUAAGCUAAAAUUGUAAGUCCUAUAACGUGAUCCCGUUUCAAAUGUAAUUGUUUAUUUAAGUUGUUUACUAUUUGUAAUUAAUUCA